CACGGAUUUCCUAUUACUGCAGCUGUUUUGCUAUUGUUCCAACUAUUUUCUUCGUUGGAGGAAUCAGAAGGUAAUGGGUCAAUAAUGUUGAUAAGGUAUAUUGAUACAACCCAGAUCAUGCCAUAUGCUAAAACCACUUCCCUUCCUUGCUCUCCGUUAUUCGUAUAUAAACAAUCAUGCUAAGCAGCGUGGAAAAACUGGCUGCCCAUCAUCCGCAUUAGGAGACGCUAAACAGGCGCGACGGUUUCGGUAGAGCUAAGCCGGCCUUUCCCUGUUGCCCCUGGUGUCAUGGCGGCGGUCACGCGAGCCGGGGCGCGGCUGCUGAUUGGCCGCGGCCUCUGGGGUUUAACCCUCGAGUCGCGCGCCCGCCGCGUCUUUAGUGCGCGCCGCCGGGCCGGUGGUAGAAGGGCAGGGUGGAAGCCGCCGUUGGUGGGGCGUUGACCUUUUGUCGCCCCCCCACCCGCGCCAUGUCUUCAGAGAGGGAAGCGGGCAGCGAGGUAAGGCGGGGAAGCGGCGGCGGCGAGGCCGGGUCUGUGGAGAACGGAAGGCGAAAGAGCGGCUCCCUCCAGCCACCCCGCGCGCCGCGGCUGGUUGUUAUGUAAACGGCGGCCGGAGAGGUCCUGGAAGGGGAAAGGCAAAGGCGCUCUCCGUUCUAGUGGCUCCGCUGAACCUGCUCUCGCUUAACGUGUGUGUCUAUGGCUCAGGUCCUGGCAGGAGGCCUGAACAAACAAACAAACAAAAAGGGGGGGGGCGAAGGGAUGCCCUUUUUAAAAAAAAAAAUUCCCAAUCACCCCGAAGAAAGUCUGUUUCUCUCUGCAGAAAGGAAAAUGAGGGACAGCAACACCAGAGAGCAAAAAACAAGCCUCCCCUCUCAAGUGGUGCUCAGAAAAUAAUAAUAAUAAGUUUGAUAUAGCAUGUCUUUUUGUGUUGUCAUCGGGAGAAGGCACUGCAAACCUUUUCCUCUCUUUUUUUGUCGUGGAAGAAGUGCAAUAUUGAGUAUAUUAGCCAGAAUUUUUUUAAAGGACUGCUUCUCCCCCCCCCCCCCCCGGGUUUUAAGCCUUGCCUCUCUGCCCCCCCCCCCUUCAAUGUCUUCUGCUUGCCACCACCAAUCUCUUUUCAGGACACCACUGCUUUGCUUUUAGUGGCUGUGCGAUAGGGAAAGGAGCACAUGUUGAAUUUUUUUUACCAAACGUGCAAAAUACAAGUUUCACCUCCUGAACUGUUGUCUUCGCAGGCAAGACCUCUGACAGGGGAGAGGAAUGGCAGCAGCUUGUUUUAAGAAUACUGGCUGCGUCGUGUGUCCUAGUCAUCAACUUAUUAUUAUUUUAUUUUAUUUGUUUUAUAUUUAAUUUUUAUACCACCCUUCUUCUGAAGAACACAGUAUAAACUAUUGUAGCACUUUGUGCACAUAAAAUACGUAUACAAAAACAGAUCACCUUUCUUGAUAUGGUAGCAGAAACCCAACAUUACUGUUUGGCCAAAUAGAUUUGAACUAAACCAACUUGGUCAAGACUUCGUCAGUCAUAAGGCUCUGGUUUGGGAAGCAGCUUUUGCUUCCUUCAGAAUUGCCUCUUUCCCAGGAAUUGCCUCUUUCCCAGGAAUAAAAUUCCAGAGGUAUGACAGUUUUGGGUGCUAGUGCUUUCCUUUCAGUGCAGAUAUAGUUUACAAACACCGAAAGAGGAUAAAUGCUGUGGAGCAGAAAAAUGGUAGCAAAAGAAACACCUCCCACAGUUGCUCUUUUCACUCCUCUACACUACCCUAGGCUUUGCAAGCUAAGCAAAAAUAGUUGGUUACUAUUAUUUGUUUGCAUGUAAUGUGUCAUUUUGUCCAAAUGCUUACUGCUUUAUUGCAGCAUGGCCUAAGUUUUUAGAAGCAAUUACCCAUUUUGAUAACUAGGAUUUUGUUACGAAUUUCGUGUCAGAUUAUGCCUAGUAGCUUCAAGGAUUACACAUUAUUUUUGCUUUGCUAGAGAUGAAUGUUCCCAUGGGGAGAAGUAGUAAAAUCUUGUUCUUCACAUGGAAUUUGAUAGGUUGUGCAUACACUCCAGCAUAACUCUUGACCAUGUGUGCUUUGCAGAAUAGCUUCAAAUAUUUUCCUUUUCUGAAUGCAGUUAAUCAAAGUUUUUCACUCAGCCUGGAGUAGAAGUGUCCUGUUUUUACCUAUUUAAAUGAUACGAUAGAAACAAACAACUGAACAAUUUGCAGUUUUGCUUUGAAAUCAAGUGUGAAAGCUUAAUCUUGACUAAUUUAGAUUCACUUUGCUGGGGAACAGCUGGAUUGGGGCCUUUCCAUAUCUCUGUCCAUAGUAAGGAAGGCGAGUAGUAGAACACUUAUAUUGCGUGCAGAAAAUCCCUGAUUCAAUAGCUGUUAUUUCCAGGUAAGGCUCGGAACUAUUUUUGCCUGAAACAGCUGCUUCCUGGCAGUGUGUAGACAAUAUUGAGCUGGAUGGACCAAUAAUCUUGACUCUGUAUGAAGUAGCUUUCCAUAUUUUAGCCAUUAUAUAAACCUAAAUUCUGUAUAAUUAAAACCAUAGCAUUUCCCUAAUGGUAAUAGUGGGAAACCUGUGGCUGCCAGAGGUUGUUGGACUUUAGGAUCCAGCAGUCCCAACCACCAUGCCCAUUGUUUGGGGAUGAUGCCAGCUGGAGUCUAGCAACAUUGGGAAGCCACAAGUUCACCCUACAUAUGGGUGGUAUUUAUAUUGGGUGUGGUGAGCAGGUGCUGCUUUACAAAGUUUUUUAAAUCUGUGAUUCUAACGUAUUUUUUGCCGUAGAAUCUGAACACUCGUUCCUGAUGUAAUAAUACAAAUAGGUCAGGCAAAUAUAAUAAGGUAUCCAGCAAACUCGGCAUUUGUGCAACUAUAUGUACACGGUUUCUAUUUCUCUUCUAAUAUAUUAGGGUACGUUUGACAAAAUUCUGGUCAACCAUCUUUUUAAUGAGCUGCAGAACACAACUAUUCAUAUUAUGGACUAAACCUCUAGGCUUGUUUUCAACUAAGUCCUACUCAAAGUAGACCCGUUGAAAUUCAAGAGCCCAAGUUAGUAAUGGCCAUUGGCUUCAAUGGGCCCACUCUUGAGUAGGUCUAGCAUUUAAUACUACCCUUGGUGUCCAGUUGUCCCUCUGUUUCAAAUGCAAGUACAACCACCAGAGGGUGUUCAGUGAACAGACUUUUGACUGUCAGCUGAAUGCUUUGUUUUCUCUUAGAUUCUUGUAGGGCCAGUGCAGAUGUAAUGCUAGUUGGUCAUUAAGUAGGGUGAUGGUAUUGGGAGUGGGAAGCAGGCUCUUCUUCUUGUUUUUCAUACUUCUCUGUACUUCCCUUUCCCCAACUUUAGCAUUAUGUCACACCAAGAAGCUGAACCUGGGUAAAGGCAUGUGUGUGUCUAAGAGAGAAAUUCUUGCAUGAGAGGGGAGAAGUUGGGGCCAGGAGGGUGCGCAUGCGCCUGAAGCCUGCUUCUAGUCUCCUAAUCAUUCUUAAUAGCUAAACCAGCAUUGCGUCUGUAUUGCCUGCCUAUAGUGUAUUUUCUGCAGCUGCAGAGAUUAGUUUCCACCCCCCUUAUAAAUGCAAAGUUGAGAUGUUGCAUGUGCUGCAGCCAGAUACUCUCAGAGUUUUUACAUUAAAAAGUAAAAUGAAACUUCUGUUCUGAAGCAGCAGUUUGCUUAAGCACUAAAAUUCUUGGUGCAUUUUUCAGUGUUCUGUUACAGAUUUAAUUUUUUCCUACUCGUUUUGGUUGAGCAGAAGAACAAGGCACCAGCUUCUCCUUCUUGUGUGACAGUUUGGUUCACAUAGAUGGGGCUUUUCACUUAUUUUGGUUAAUCUCCAAGUGCAUGUAGCCAAAACCCAUUUUGUUUCUCAGGGCAUCAAGUUAUCAGCAGAGGUCAAACCGUUUGUCCCCAAAUAUGCGGCAGUAACAGUGGCAUGGUCAGAACCCUCAGAAGCAUGUGUCUUUCCUACAUACUAUGGUACAUGCUACCCAUAUGUUCAAGAGCCACCAGUGGAUAAGUAUGUACCCUUCUACGUCUCAUUUCUUGGGGGACUGUUAACGUACCUAAGUCUUUAAUUUAGAUGCCUUAGCUGUUUGGCAAGUUAAGUGCAUUUUGGUCAUUAAUUGGGUAAGCUCAUUCAAUGUUUUAGGCCACAACAUUGAACCCACCUCUCACGGGACACAUUUCAAAGACGAUGGUGACUUUGGGCUUUUGAUCCCCAAACAUUUGUUUUAUUACAUGUGGAAUUACUGUAACUGGGAUUUUGCUCUCAAAGCCAUCUCACUUUGCUGCUUUGUGAGAAGGUGGUACCUGCACAGUUUUAAACUGUCCUUAUUGUUUUGGGUAUACAUAUUGGGGGUUUGUUCUGGCAACUUUUUUCAGUAAUCUAAAAUCCGCAUAUUAGCAAUCAUAUAUUUAAAUAACUACAACUGAGCAGCAAUUGCUCAGUUUUUUUUUCUCCUGUAAGAAAGAAUAAUUUUAUGUCUAAUGCAGGCUUCCUCAACCUCAGCCCUCCAGAUGUUUUGAGACUACAAUUCCCAUCAUCCCUGACCACUGAUCCUGCUAGCUAGGGAUCAUGGGAGUUGUAGGCCAAAAACAUCUGGAGGGCCAAGGUUGAGGAAGCCUGGUCUAAUGGCUACUAAGGAUGUGUAGGGGGUUGACUUAUUUGAACAAAUUAAAUCAAUUGCAGUACUUUCCCCAAGAACAGACCCCAAAACACAGUGUAUUGGGUAGUAAUAAUACCAUGCUCUUUGGUGGGGUGUAGAAUCAUGUUACCUUAUAAAUGGGGUUAUUUGUCUGUGUGAUAGAAGUCCCAGCCCCUAAGGCUUGCAUACCUGGGAGGUGUAUCAUAAGUUCUACAGUAGUCAUAUGGCUACCAUGCUUUUCUAUGACAUUUACCUAAAGCAAGCUCUAAAUGCUCAGAAUGCAGUGUGCUCUUUUGCAACAUGGUGCUCUAAAUUGUGUGUGAUUAAGAUAUAGCUUCAAGUACCUGGGAUGGUGGGGAGCUAAUUGACUUUCAUUGGAAGCAAUGGAGCUUCUUGGGGAUUUCUAAAUUUUUUUCCAUUAAAAAAAAUAGUCUACUAUUUAAUCACCAUAGGCAAAAUCAUGCUCUUUUAAAAGUUAAUUAUUGUGAAAGGGGAACAGUUCCCCGACCCACCCCAGGACAUAUUUUUGAAGGGCACUGGAGACUACUUGGGAGAAGGAGAAUCUGCAAAAAAAAUUCUUUCUAGCUCUUCCGUAAUUAGUUGGCUCCUGCCAACCUAGCAGUUCGAAAGCACGCCGUGCAAGUAGAUAAAUAGGUACCGCUCCGGCAGGAAGGUAAACGGCGUUUCCGUGCGCUGCUCUGGUUCGCCAGAAGCGGCUUAGUCAUGCUGGCCACAUGACCCGGAAGCUGUACACCGGCUCCCUCGGCCAAUAAAGCAAGAUGAGCACCACAACCCCAGAGUCGUCCACAACUGGAACUAACGGUCAGGGGUCCCUUUACCUUUUUACUGGCACAACAUCACUAAGAUCAGCAAUAGGAUAUCACCUUUUGAAUAUAAUGUACACCUUUUCAUUAUAUUAUUGCUUGCAGCUUAGGGAAGAAGUUCCAUACUCCAAAUUUGAUGCAUGCCCCUUUGAGAUUAACAGAUCAGCCUUACACCACAUAUUUUGAACACUACCAUUUUAUGCUUACUGUUUUUCAAAGGACGCUUGGACUACAAUCCAAACGCCUGGUUGGCUGUGACUGGAGUAGCACCAGUCAGCACAGAAAGUGGGAAAGAAAAUAUUGCCCCUUCCCUGUACCAGCUCCCAGGCUGGCACAGUGAAGAAACCUGGAGCACACCUACCCCGGGACCACUCUCCUCACCCUCCCCACCCCUAUUUUGUGGGUUUCUGCUGAUCGCCGCCAGCUUCUGCCCAGCUUUCAGGUGACUGCAUGAAGUUCCUUGAUGGCAGGACUUCAUUCCCCCACCUCCAGGGGUGGUGGGGAAGCUGUCAGAGCUGCGCAGAGACAGAUUUUCACCCCCUCCAAGGCAGAUUUGGGGUUCCUGUGUUAGUAAAAUAAAUUGGUUAUUAUGCUUAUGGCUUAAAUAGAAAUUGUUUUGUAAUCAUAUGAUAAAUUCUGUUACAGCCCAAGCAUUCGUUUUCAUUCUAUUUUUCCUUGCAAACCUUGUCAUGUUUGUCAUGUGUCCCACUAAAAAAAUUACAAUAUGUUUAUUUAAUUUAGACAACAGACACAUGCUCAAGAUGCGCCCUGGGAUACUGCCACCUCUCAUUCUCAAUAUCGAUCUCAGAGCCUUAUGGGAUGUAGUUCGCUUGGGGAUUAUACCAGUUCUCCUUAUUCAGUUAAUGCUGCACCAAACGUAUAUGCAGUUACCAACUUUCAGUGUCCGAACAACAGCCCUAAGCUUUACAGCUCUUCGAAACAGGACAGAGACUCUGCCAAACAGACUCCUCAUAUCCGAAAAGAUGCUGCAGCUUUUUGUCAGGUAAGUGAAGACAGCCUAGUAGAUAACGCCUUUCUGUCUUGCUACAGCUUGCAUCAGUAACUGGACUGCAGUAAUAGCAGGCUUGUUUAGCGCUCCAUUUUCAAAGAGUUGGAGUACUCCGCCCCGCCCCCAGCAUUUCCCCACCCCCCCACAUUGGGUCUUUCAGCUUUCAUUGGUCCCUGCCGGUGCCUAUGGUUACUAGGGAUCUGUGCGGGAUAUUCAGUGAUUGUGCACUGAUCAUAACUAGCUUCUGAUUCUCUUUGUAUGGGGAGUGGGUGGGUUGACUCUACCAAACAGUGGCCGCGGUCUCUACAGGAUAGAUAUACUGGCUAAUAUUAUAAAGCUGAAACAAAUUGUUAGCUGUUAAAAUUCAGUGAAAUAUUCAUAGCCCAGGUUUGCUCUGCAGAUUUUAGUGGAACAGUCUGCUUGGGCACAAAUGAAACCUUAUCCAAGGUAGGGAGCAGCCUGACUACCUUUCAUUAGUCUAGCAAAUACACUGCCGCAGAAACAUAGCCCUGUUGAAGUACCAGGCCUGAGUUUUCCCUCUGCUACUCAACAGUUUGUGAGAAACAUGAGCUUUGUAAAAUGCUCUACAGCUGAAGCAAGAAUUGGCUGUCGUAAUCAGCCAACGUUCCUAGUGUGCGUUUUGGAGAAAACUGCACUGGAAAUGAAAAGUGGACCAACAGAUGGAUUGGGAGUGGCUUUUUUAGGGGUUACUGAAAGAUAUACGUAAGCUAGGACCACAUGCCUAGAGGAACUAGACAAAGUUAGCUGAAACCCUGAAUUUAUCAGGAAAUUCAAUAUUGGAUAAUAGCUAAGAGAAGCUCCUAGCAAUGCUUCCAUGGAUGUUUAAUGCAUCUCUAGUGACAACUUUAACAUUAUUUGUAUCUUGAAAAGUGCAAAAAACAAAUUGUACAGAUAAAAAAAUAUUCCUUUUGCAUUUGCUCUUGAGCAACAGAUACCAUUAUGUGUUACUUUUUAGUGUUUGUGUACUGAAAUUAUGCUCUGAUAUAAUUUGGAAUAUAGAUCUAGUUACAAGUAGGUAGCCGUGUUGGUAUGCCAUUUAAUUUUUUUUUAAAAAAAUCCUUCCAGUAGCACCUUAGAGACCAACUAAGUUUGUUAUUGGUAUGAGCUUUGUGCAUGCACACAAAAGCUCAUACCAAUAAUAAACUUAUUUGGUCUCUAAGGUGUUAACUGGAAGGAUUUUUUUUAUUUUGUUUGGAAUAUAAAUAUAGAGAUGAUAUAGAUAUAGAGAUUAAGACCUUUUUAAAAAAGAUUGAAAGGUGGUGUUAUUAUUUUGUACAGAGGCGCUCAAAAGACCAUGAAUCCAAAUGGGAGAGUAAGAGAUCUGAUGGAUCCACAGAGAGUUCACCUUACACAGCUCUGCAUGGAAGAAAUCCUAUUAAAUCAGGUACUACCGUAACAAUUCCAGUAUUUUGCACAUUGGUGUGAGUAGAAGUUUCUGGGUCAUGUGGCCAGCAUGACUAAGCCGCCUCUGGCGAACCAGAGCAGCGCACGGAAACGCCAUUUACCUUCCCGCCAGAGCGGUACCUAUUUAUCUACUUGUACAUUGACAUGCUUUCGAACUGCUAGGUUGGCAGGAGCAGGGACCGAGCAACGGGAGCUCACCCCGUCGCGGGGAUUCGAACCGCCGACCUUCCGAUCGGCAGGUCCUAGGCUCUGUGGUUUAACCCACAGCACCACCCACGUCCCAAAAUAUUGCAUACCCUUUAGCAAUUAAAAGGAUUUGCUUUGGUGUCUCGCAACCCUUUUUUUUUUUAAAAAAAAAGUUACCUUUCUUGAAGGUAGCUAGCAGCCUCAAUAAUACAAGCAAUGAAACUCAAUUACAUACAGUGUGGAUGUAUGCCUGGGAGUAAUUUUCAUUGGCACCCAGUACACUCGUUCCAUUAGCGCAAUGAUUUCCAUUUGCAUUCUCCCCACUAUCCUCUCACUGCUCAGCCCCCCCAUCUGCUCCAGAAUGGUUUUUUUUUGGGGGGGGGACACCCAGAACAGGUUUAGGGGCCGUGCAAGAAGAGGAGAGAGUUGGGAAGGUCCUUGAGCUAUGCAACAGGAAAAAGUUCAUUGAAAUACUUGUUGAAUGUUUCAAGGCAAAGGCCUUAUGUAAAAGGACUUCAUAGGAGAGUGGGCAAGAGAAACCUCUCUCGGGAGGCCAAAUUUCGACCAAAAGUGGCAUAUUUCUGAAACUUGUACUGGAUUAAAGUGCAAGACUUUUGCUAGUUUUGUAGCACCCCCCCCCCCCCCCCGCUGGGUGUAUCAUUUUUACCCAGUUUGUUUUUAUUGAUCAGCACUUACUGAUUAUAAGUGGUUAAGAUGUUGUUAACUUCAUUAUUUUAUGCUUGUGCGAUAUUGUUAGCUGUUUUGUGCUCUCAUUGGGAUGUGAAGCAGGAUCCAAGUAUGAAUGAGAGAGUAAAUAAACUUUUUUUUUUUUUGCUAAAAAGCAUUGUGUAAUGUGUAAUGAUUACUAAAAGCAAUAAACUAUUUACAUAUCGUGGAGAAAUAUGUUACUUUGCAUAUAAACACUCUCUCUUUUUUUUAUUAGACAGACCCAUUAAAGCAGCAAAUGGGAAGUUCAAGCAAAUUCCAGCUGCUGAGUGUCUUCCGGAACCUGCAUUUGAAAUUACCCUCUCAGAUUUUCCAAAACUGCAAGGCUUGGGAAGUAGUGAUCUGUUGGAUAUUAAAAAAUGUGCAUGGGGGCCAUUGGGCUCGGCUGAAGGAGAUAAGCUGCCUCCGAAACCUCCAGGAAAACCAUCCGUUUCAGCUCUGAUAACCAAAGAGGUUAGCUAUUUCAUAGGCUUAGAUGCUGAAUGAUAAUAAUGUUAAUAUGAAGCUACUUGCCUGAACAAUGUAUGCAUGUUUAAAAAUUGUGGGAAAUGUGCAAGAGUAAAUAGACACUUUUUCUUUUCAGUAUUAUAACAUCCUGUUACAAGUUAGACUAGCUUUAGAACUGAAUUCUUCACCAGUCAGUCAGAUUUUCCUAAAGGCUAUUUGUCCCAUUAGUUUUGUAAGUCCUUAUUCUCCUUUUCUUAAAAAGGCAAUCCUAUAUCAUUCUGAAGAUCAUUUCUCCCCUGUAGCAUUAACAGAUAAUCUUCCGAAAGGUCAUCAAGAAUAUUAUUGUUUUGGUGACUUUUAUACCCAAGGAAGGAACAAUAGAACUCAACAAGAAAUCAUUUUGGGCUACAGAGAGAGGUAGGCAAGGUUAGACCUCCUAGGGUAUAAAGGUACUUCAUUUUCUUUCUUUUUUUAAGCUUUAGAUUUUGUACCUGUUUCUAUAAUAAUUCCUGCAAAUGGUGACUCAUGGUACUAUUUCUCCCUGCAGUAAUUUCUGUAGUUCCCUCAUGGUGAGAUCAGUACAUCUUGUGCACGAAUCCAGUGUGGUUUAUAUUCCCUCUGCCAGGAGGCACUUAGCAAAUGUUAAAAAUCAUCCUUGUCGAGUACAUGUUGUUUGGGAAGCCCAGAACCUAUUGAUCAAGCAUGAAUUCUAGUGUGUAUAAGUGCAAGAUGAUGGCCAUGGGAAUCAGCCCCUUGUAAAACAAAAGUUCAGCAACAUAUGGAUAAAGUUAGGCUACGUCUUUCCUUCAAGGCAGUUUUUAUUGACUUGGUGAAAUAUAAUAUCCAAUAAACAAAUAAGGUAGUUCCCUUUCUCUCCACUCCCCCCCCCCCCCAUAUUUUAUUUGGAUUUCCGCCCCGCCCCCCGAAGAUGAAAUAUGUCACAAUUUUAAAGAUGAGUUUCAGCUUUGGUAAAUUACUUGAAGAAAACAAAGGUUUUCGCACCUCCACUGGAAGAACUUUUUAUAUCUUUUAUUGAUACUUGUAAGUUUAGGAGCCAAGGUAAAGAAUUCAAAUGUGAGCUUAGUUCCAGGAAGUUUAAUACAAGUUUUGAUCUUUUGACUACUGCAUGGAUUGGAUAGAGAGACAGAGCAGGUUGCUUGCUUGCUUUUGUGCUAAAGACUGUAAUAUUCACUUUAGGGAGAAACAACUCCGAAAAAGCAUUUCCCAGCAAGACCGUUAAGUUCUUCAUCUGAUCCUGGAGGUAAGGGCUAUCUGUAGUAAUAAAUAUUUCUUUAGUAUUGAUAUAGCAUUCUGUUCACUUAAGGUCUAAAGUCCAAACUUCAGCCUAAGCAUGCUUUGAACGGGUAGAGAAAAGGUAUUGGCAUGUAUCCAGCUAAGUUCUAAGAAGAUCCACUAAAAUUAAUGCACCUAUGUCGGUCACACCCAUGAAUUUCAGUGGGUCUACUCUGAGUAGGACUUAGUUGGCAACAACCCUGUUAUUCUGGCUGAAGAAAAUCCUUUGGAGGUUAGAGAGUGUCUGGGCUGUUUUGAAGUAAUUGUUUAAACAUUUGUUUGAAGCGUGUCAUACAAAUCUUGGACCGAAGUACCGUAUUUUUUGCUCUAUAAGACUCACUUUUUCCCUCCUAAAAAGUAAGGGGAAAUGUGUGUGUGCAUCUUAUGGGGCGAAUGCAGGCUGCGCAGCUAUCCCAGAAGCCAGAACAGCAAGAGGGAUUGCUGCUUUCACUGCACAGCGAUCCCUUUUGCUGUUCUGGCUUCUGAGGUUCAGAAUAUUUUUUUUCUUGUUUUCCUCCUCCAAAAACUAGGUGCGUCUUGUGGUCUGGUGCAUCUUAUAGAGCGAAAAAUACGGUAAUUUUUUUUUAGAUUUCAGCACAUAAUACAUCAAAGCAAAAGGGCCAAUAUUUUAUCAUUCAAAUAGCUACAUUUGAAAGAUCAAUAUAGAAUGUUGCUGUUUCUUGUAUAUCUCUCAAAAUUGCACCUUUUGUAAUGGAAAAAACCCUGUGAACAUUUGGCACAGCCCCACUAAAGAUUUGUCUUUGUCUCGUUCCGUGAAUAGUUUGUUCUGUCUAACAUCAGUUUCUCAGGUGUCCCCUUGGCCUGCUGUGUCUUGGGCCACAGUGCUGUCGCAAGCUCCCAAGAGAGUUGUUUCAACUCCAGCUACAGUUUCUGCCGGUAAUAAUUCUGGCAGUAAAGGAGAAGAUGAUGUUCCCAAAGAUCGUAAGGUAGGAUGAUGGUUUUUCCAAACCACUGUUCUGUUACUGUCUUUCGGAAUAGCAGCUAACCAGAGUCCCGGACUCAACUCCCUAGUGGAUUUAUUUGAAAAAAUAAUAUAUUGAGAGAAAAUGGUCUUAUGGGACAGAAAGAACAAACAUCAAUUCUCCCUUUCUCUUUUAAACCCUUAAUUCGCUGUAGCACCCUUCAUGUCUAUUGAACUUCACUCUUUCUCUUGAGUCAGUCACUUCUUAGAGGCUAAAGUUUCUUAUAUAUAUACCUGAGUUUCUUUUUCCUCAUUGCACUGUGCCUAGCCACUUUCCUGAUCAUUUCCAAUAGACUUCUACUUUGUAUCUCAGUUCAUGAUCUUGCUCUGUGUUCUUCUUCUGUCCUAGAUUGUCUUCCAGCCUUUUAAUUAAAAUCUGUUGCUCCAACUGUUAUUCCUUUUUAGCUCCUCUUUUAAACUCUUCUCAUUCCUCUUGCAUUUACCCUUCUUACUAUAAUGUCUCUCCCACUUUGGGGUGGAAAACAAGCUUCUUUUGACUUUUUUUCUAGCUUGUCUUAUUUUUGUGUGUUUGGUUUCCUUUUGAAUGUUCUUGAACAUGUUAUUUGAUGCCUUAAUUUGCUUUCUGUUUAGAUCAUUUUUAAUCUGGAUUCAAUUCUUGUCGCUUCUCUGAACCUGCUCUGACUCCUGUUGUUAAUAAUCUCUUGCUUCUCAAAUCACGUGGCAGUUUUCUGUUCUUUUAGUUGAUUUCCCUUCAGCUUUUCUAUUACUCUUAACAAUGUUAACUGAGUUGAGUUUCGUGUGCAGUAAAUAUGGUGUGUAAAUAUAUAUGUAUGACAUAUUUUUAUAUACAACUUCAGUGUUCACUAUGCUUUAUACGUUAGUUUGUGGUAUGGAUGGAUAUGAGAUUUGGAAAAGCCUUUGGCUAUCUGCACUAAAGUUUAUUACUCCCCUCUCCAGAAAGUCCCCUGGCCCUCUGGAGGUACUUUUGAUUGAUUGAUUGAUUGAUUGAUUGAUUGUAUAUCCCAUUUUUUUUUCUCCAAGGAGGUCAAGAUGGUGCACAUGGAUCUCCCCUUUUUCAUUUAAUCCCCACAACAACCCUGUGGUGUAGGUUAGGCUAAGAGGCAGCGGCUGGGCCAAGUUCACCCAGUGAGCUUCAUGGCUGAGUGGAGAUUUGAACAGUCUGAAACAGACAGUAACAAAACAGACCUUAGGGAACAGAACAAAGAUUUUGUGGACAGAUAGAAAUAUUAGGGAGUGUUUUCAUUUCCUAUAAUUCCAGAUCAGAGGCUUAUGAGAAAAAGAUAGAGUUUGUAUUCCGUCAGUUUAGUGUCUUAACUUUAGCUUUCAUUGCUAUGUGAGCUUGAGUGUAACUUUUCAAAAUCCUGUCGUCUUUUACUCAUUUUGCAAUAGUCAGAAACAAGAGAGAAUGCUAAUGACCAUGAAGCUGAAGAAAUGGCAGAUAAGAAGAAGAAAAAGAAGAAGAAGAAAAAGAAAGAGAAAGUUCAGAGCCAAAUCACUUUAGUUCAAGAACCUCCAAGAAUUGAGGUACUGAAGUUGGUUUUCUGGUUGCAUCAAAAGCUUUGUGUAUGGGCCAUUAAGCAAACUGUGUAUCAACUUGAAGUUGCAGAUAUUAAGGAGUACCUAUGCUUGGUCCUCAGACACAGUGUCUCUUUUUAUCUAUCGAAUAGGACAGUGAAUCAUUUUGAAAGAUUAUCAUAAGGUCUAACAAGUCCACCUUGGCCGUACUGCAUUUAACAAUCCAUGUGGCAUAAUGCACUUCCAGAUCACAUUUUUUUUUUUUAAAUAAUUUUUAUUUAAGUUUUAAACAAAGAAAAAAGAAAAAACAACACACACAGAAAAACAAUACAGAAUUUAACAAUAAAAACACAAAACAUAACAAUUAAAAACAAACUCUCUUUUCCAUUCCCAAUUUUAAAUUACUUAUUUUCUGGACUUCCUCAUACCUCCCUCUUUUGUAUUCCAAUCUACAUUAUUUGUCCAGCAGUUUCUUUUCCACUUUUUUAAACCCAAUCUUUAAUUUAAUAAAAUAUUAAAAUAUAUAACUUCAACUUUUUUUUUUAAAACAUAAUCCUUGUUCUUAAACAUUUUUUAAAAACCUGUAUUGCAAGUGAGGAUUAGUGAUGUGACCCCAAGGCUUCUCUGAUGUCCCACCAACCCUUACCUACCAUUGGCCAUGAUGGGUGGGCCUGGGGGGAGUUGGGUCCAACAUCAGGAACGCACCACCCCUACACUAGUAUAUCUGACUUAAGAGUUGAAAGUUGCUGUUUUCCUGUCUCCUUUGCUGUUAGAUUGUAAGCUUCACAGGGCAGGGAUCUUUCGUCAUUUUCUGAUUGCUGUCUGCAGUGCUGUACCUCGGGUUACAUGCGCUUCAGGUUACAUAUGCUUCAGGUUACAGACUCCGCUAACCCAGAAAUAGUACCUCGGGUUAAGAACUUUGCUUCCAGAUGAGAACAGAAAUUGUGCUCCGGCGGCGCGGCAGCAGCAGGAGGCCCCAUUAGCUAAAGUGGUGCUUCAGGUUAAGAACAGUUUCAGGUUAAGUACGGACCUCUGGAAUGAAUUAAGUACUUAACCCGAGGUACCACGGUAGUGAUAACCUUGUAUAAAUUACAGGCAUUCAUAAUUGUAAUCUGAGUGUCAUGAUACAAGGCCUCUCACAAGUCUCAUAGUCUUGAAUGAUAUACCUUAAGCAUAUUUUAACUUCUUUGGAUCAGUACAAUCCCCAUCACAGACAGAUAAACAAGUAAAUUUGUCCACACAAGGAUUUGUUUUUACAAUCUGAAUGUGUGAAUUCAGAUUUUAUGGUGUGUUUUUUUUCAGAAAUAGUAACUUCCUCUGUGGCAUUUUUGCACAAGUCAGUUAGCUUAGCAAACUGUAGAAGCAUUUCAUGUAGUAUCCUACAGCUGAAAUGAUUUGUGUUAGCACUGAUCAGAAGCCCCAGCCAGAGAUUAUCACAUUUUCACUUCCAGUGGGACAGGGAAGUACACAUUUUUAAUUGUUCAGUUGACAGAAUGGGACUUGAAAGUGCUUAGCAUUGGCUGGGUCAUGCUCGUUGUUAAUAAUAAUAAUAAAAAUUGUAAUUGUAAUUAAGAGUACUCAGCAUAUAUAUUCUGCUUUGUAACAUUCAAAGCAUUUCACAUUAUCAUAUUGCACUCCUUACCAUAACCCUGUACGAUAAAAUAGCAUUCAUAUAUUCAUAUUACUGAUAGUGUGAAGGUGCUCUAAGGUCACCUAGUAACUGCAUGGCAGAGGAGAGGUUCAGAGUUUGGGAGUUCCUUAUUCUUAGAUCCUGGGGAUAUCAGCUGCAAUCCUAACUCCACUAAACGGAACUAAGCCCCACUGGCAUGACAAGGACUUACUUCUGAGUAGACACAGUUAGGAUUGCGCUAUUACAGGGGUUGGCAAGGUUUACCCCGUCUGGGGCGGUUCACUCCAGCGGAGAUCCCUCUAUGGGCUGGAUUGCGUGUACACAGCUGCGAUUUCCGGCAUCUGAGCAUGCUCAGACGCAAUUUCAGGCAUUGCAGAAGCGAGUCCCCGCAUCGCGCUGCCCCAGUUUAGCGCAGCGUGCGGGGACUUGCUGAGCAGGCGCCUUUGUUCGGGGGCGGCUUGGGGGCCGGUUAAACGACCCCUGUGGGCCGGUUGUGGCCCAUGGGCCUUAGGUUGCCUAUCCCUGCGCUAUUAGCUACUACAGUGGUACCUCGGGUUAAGUACUUAAUUUGUUCCGGAGGUCCGUUCUGAACCUGAAACUGUUCUUAACCUGAAGCACCACUUUAGCUAAUGGGGCCUCCUGCUGCUGCCGCACCGCCGGAGCACGAUUUCUGUUCUCAUCCUGAAGGAAAGUGCUUAACCCAAGGUACUAUUUCUGGGUUAGCGGAGUCUAUAACCUGAAGUGUAUGUAACCCAAGGUACCACUGUAUACUACACCAGCUCUUUUUACACGUCGCAAAUAAUUCAGGGGUCGUAUGUGGUUUUCCAGCAACUUCUCUCCCCCCCCCUUUAUCGAUGAAAAGAGAGAAGCAUAUCAAUAUAAAAUGUUUGAUUUCUUAAAAAAAAUAAAGAUCUAGAACAGUGGUGGCGAACCUAUGGCACGCAUGCCAGAGGGGGCACUCAGAGCCCUCUCUGUGGGCAUGCGCACCGUCGGCCCAGUAGGGCCGUAGCUAGGGGUUGAAACUGACGCUCCAGCUCUGCAGGAGGCUCCUGACCACUUCUAGCAUGGUCCCAGUGCUGCUAGGGCACCAUUUUCACUCUUGGGGCCACGCCAGGAAACUGCCACUCUGCCCAAAGCCUGCGGCACCGCUACUCAAGUCACCGACCAAGCCCAUCUGCCACUGCAACCAAACCUAACAGCUGCCUCUGGGCUGGUUCUGCCUGCCCACCAUCAAGCUCAGUUGUGCCCGACCCACCUUCCUGCUCUGCUCUCGGGUGCAUUUAGAGCCGUGGUGACUCUGGCAAGCGAGGGGCUGAGCAGGUGUCGACUUUAGAUGCGCCAAGGCCUCCCGCCAGUCUGUUGUUCCUACUCGGGAGUGAGCCGCCUUGAGUUCAGCAAGGUUAGACAAAUUAUCAGCAUGCGUACAACAGCAAAAAUCACAUUAAUUGUUCAAAAGCAUGCCAAAUGCAGGGUAGGGACGCGGGCGGCGCUGUGGGUUAAACCACAGAGCCUAGGGCUUGCUGAUCAGAAGGUUGGAGGUUCAAAUCCCCGUGACGGGGUGAGCUCCCGUUGCUCGGUCCCUGCUCCUCCCAACCUAGCAGUUCGAAAGCACGUCAAAGUGCAAAUAGAUAAAUAGGUACCGCUCUGGCGGGAAGGUAAACGGCGUUUCCGUAUGCUGCUCUGGUUCAUCAGAAGCAGCUUGGUCAUGCUGGCCACAUGACCCGGAAGCUGUACGCCGGCUCCCUCGGCCAAUAAAGCGAGAUGAGCGCCGCAACCCCGGAGUCGGUCACGACUGGACCUAAUGGUCAGGAGUCCCUUUACCCUUUACCUUUACUAUGCCAAAUGCAAACUUUUACCUUUCAGUAAAAAAAAAUGUUUGUAUCACUGAAAGCUCUGUUAUUGUGUUUUUCUUUUAAGACAAAAGAUGUUAAUGUGCGAGGUGUUCAGGUUAAAUUGCCGUGUUGGCACCUUGCGAUAAAUAAGUGGGUUUUGGGUUGCAGUUUGGGCACUCGGGUCUCUAAAAGUUUCGCCAUCACUGAUCUAGAAUAUGAAGGAUGCAUAGCAAUGCUAGCACAUCAAAUAGUCCGGGGUGCCACAGCUGUCAACGUUUCCCUUUUUUUAAGGGAAAUUCCCUUAUUCCGAAUAGGAUUCCUUGCAAGAAAAGGGAAAAGUUGACAGCUAUGCCGGGUGCUGAAGUGGGGAAGGCCACUUUUAAUCUAAAUUGUGUGUGUAAUGUUGCCUAAGUUAACACUUUAUUUCCAUUUCCUCAGGACGUUGAAGAAUUUCCAAACCUAGCAGCUGCUACUGACAAAAAAUACAGGCCCGCUCAAAAGCAGUUUUGUUCAACGCCACUUACCAAGGAGCACAUUGACGUAAGGCACCUUCAGUUACCUUGGUCUUCUAGUUAACCUUCCCCAUUUGUUUUCCCUUAUUGGCAAUCCUUACUCUUCAGCCAUUUCAGGACUCAGCAACUCUAUCAAAUUUUAGAUUAUGGCAUGGCCAAAAAGCCUAGUGUGGCUCACAAGGGGGCACGAAACGUGAGGGUGGCAAAACAAGUUCUCACAUUUUAAUGUUGCAACUUUUUUAGAUUUUGUUUGUGAUGCUGCAGCUAUUCUAGAGCACACUGAGAUUUGAAACGUGAAGUCCUUACUGCUAGAGCUUGUUUUCUGCUGUAGAACCUGCCUACUGUCAAAGUGGUGGGUCUGUGCAGCAAAGAAACUCAAAAAAUCUUCCCCUUGAGAUAUUUAUCUGAGUGUAGCUUGCGCACAUCUCUUUGUUCGUUCAUAGCAUUUGUCUUGUAUUUUUUUUAAAUGAAAAAAUUCUUUAUUGAAAUUCAUUAAUGUCAUUACAGAUUUAACUGCACACAUACACAUACAUACUCUCUCUCUCUAUAUAUAUAUAUACUUAAAUUAGUUUAACUUAGAAUGUUAAUUUGACCUUCUAAUUCCACUUAGAUAUCAGCUAAGCUAAAAUCAUAUAAUGGUACAUAAAAUAAAAUAAAACAACAACAAACUGAAGUAAAAUAAAUAUAUAGACUUCCCAUCAUUUCCCGAUAUAGUUGACAUUUGUGAUUUUGAAUGUACUUAUAAUUAUUACCGUACAUUUAAUAUGCUUUCUUACAACCUAGCGUACUGAUUUCCCUUUAUUUCUUAAUAUUUUAUGUACACAUUUGUCUUGUAUUUCUGUACUUCAAAGGGAAGAACAAGGGAAUUUGGGUUUGAGUCUCUCGUUGGUUCUCCUCAAAAUGUAUUGGUAGCUCCCAAUUCAGACACGUCAUUGGCAAGAAAAGCUCACAAGCAAGUGCCGCCCACUCCAACAGAAAAAAGGAAAAUGCAGGUAAAAUUGUUCUUUCCACGUUAACGUUGGCUUGCUUCAAAACAAAAGUAAUAUUUAUGAAUGAAUCAUGUGCACAUAAAUUUUACUCACUAGAUAAAAUGCAAGACCAAGGGGGAAGAAACGUGUUUCCCUUUCUUCUCCUGCAGCAACCGCCCAAGAGCAGUGGAAAGAAGAGUCAGGAUCCUGUGCGGCUCGAUUUGGGAGGGAUGCUGGCUGCUUUGGAACAAAAACAAUAUUCGGAAAAAUCAAAACCGUCCAAGCCUGUGGUGCUUUCAGGUAGAAGUUUUGAGAGUGCUUUCAUUGUAUGAUGCUUUUUCAGAGUACUUUUUUUCUUUCUUUUUUUAAUGGCUAUCUCCUGAGGUAGGCUAAACGUUGCAAGAAUUCACUACAGUGGAAAAGUUCCGGCAGAAUGAAAGAGAAGCCAGCUUUGUGAAGUAAAAUAAAAAAGAUGAACUGCAGUUUCCUGAACACACUGAUGUCUAGGAGAGAUUAGUGGAAGUGGAACUAUUUCUCGUCUACUUUUUCACAGGUGGUGGUUUUUAUUUAUGAAAAUUAAGGAUAGUCAGUUUCUACAGGUUGUUGUUUUUUUGUAAUUCAAUAGCUGGGAGAGAGUCUUAUCAAAAUGAUUGGCUAUAAAUAGGUAACUGUCAGAUUUUACAUGCUAUACUUUGAAAGCCUUAGUCUGGAGUCCAAGUCCACAUUUCAAAGUAACAGCCUAUCUUUUGAAGGAAGGUUCUACUCAUCCGGCAUCUAAGAAAGUCCAAGUACAAUACAAAGUGUACUGCAGAAGCUCCCAUUGCUAAUCGCAGUCUGUAUAAUAGCACAUAAAGUUAUGCUGAUGGAAAUUCUUUACCAUUGCUUUCCAAAAGUGGUGGGGAAAUAGUGCUUAAAGUGUUAUGGAUUUUUCAGUAUUCACAGAAUUAGAUUGCUAUCAGUAUAGAAAUUGUCAAAAGAUGGCAUGCAUCCAUGUGGAGGAUAAAACAGCUGUUAAAUCAGCAAAGGGUUUGUGUAACCACUUCUAAUGUACCAUGCAAGUUGUCCACAAUAAAUCAUGUCAGACUUUGUUCACAGAUCUGAAGUGCACUUUGGGAAAGAAUAAAUGCAGCAGAUGUCUCCACUGAGAUAAAGUGCUAAUGUUUAAUGAUUCCUCUAAGUAUUACUUCCAUGCAAUGCAAUUACAAAACUGCUUUGCUUGCAAUAAGUGAUAUCAAGGAUUGGGCUUAAGCACAUUCUGGAAGGAGAGCAACACAUGGGUGAAAGAAAUUCGUAGAGAAUUUAGUAGCAUUUGUCCAGAAAGAAUUCUAAACCAGACUGUUUACUAUUGAAUACUUUCAGUAACAUCAAAAGCUGUGUUAUCCUGACUCAGACCAUUGCUCUAGCUAGCUGACACUGACUGACCGCGAUUCUCCAGAGUUUCAGACAUUUGCUGCCCUAUUUGGGACCUUUUGCAUGCAAAAUAGAUGAUCUGCCACUGACCUUUCCCGAGUAUUUGCCAUAUUGUAUUUUCCGUUUCCGUACGCUGCUCUGGUUCGCCAGAAGUGGCUUAGUCAUGCUGGCCACAUGACCCGGAAGCUGUACGCUGGCUUCCUCGGCCAAUAAAGCGAGAUGAGCGCUGCAACCCCAGAGUCGUCCGCGACUGGACCUAAUGGUCAGGGGUCCCUUUACCUUUACUGUAUUUUUCAGAUACAUAAAUAAGAAUCUUUAUUUAAAGAUUAUAGUAGAUUUAAGUAAUGAGGUACAGUGCUACCUUGGGUUAAGUACUUAAUUCAUUCCGGAGGUCCGUACUUAACCUGAAACUGUUUUUAACCUGAAGCACCACUUUAGCUAAUGGGGCCUUCUGCUGCUGCGCCGCAGGAGCACAAUUUCUGUUCUCAUCCUGAAGCAAAGUUCUUAACCUGAAGCACUAUUUCUGGGUUAGCGGAGUCUGUAACCUGAAGCAUAUGUAACCUGAAGCAUAUGUAACCCGAGGUACCACUGUAUUUUACAAAAAUGCAGCAUUCACAGUACCGACCUGCUGAAAUUGAAAGCCACACUGACGAAGCUAAGCACACUUUGUAAUGUGCUGAAUCGGGAAAGGAAUGCAUUCUUUAUACGUAUACCUGGGUGUCUGUAUUGCUUGUGUGCUGAGCUGAGUGCUAAAACCGAGUUAUGCUCCAAUCCUAAACAUAUUUGUUCAGAAGAGUCCCAAUUGAUACUGAUUGUGCUUGCUUCCGGUCAAGUAUGGAUUUCAGACUUGGCCAUUGUCACCUGAUAGCAGGUUUGCUUUUGUUUUAGUUGGUAGCGCAGUACCAUUGCAUUCCAAGGAACCCGUGACGGUAACCAAAAGUCAGCAAUUAAACCAAGGGAAGACCCCACAUAACCCGUUGGACUCGAGUGCGCCCUUGGUUAAGAAGGGAAAGCAGAGAGAAGUCCCUAAAGCGAAGAAGCCAACGUCGCUCAAAAAGGUACAACAAGCAAUAAUCCUUUAUCAAAGUUUAGUGUAGCUGUUGCCUUUUAGAAUUUAGCCAGACCGGUAUUUCUUACUUUGGUUUGUGCCUGGCUAUAACUUUGUCUUUUUUAUUAAAAAAAAAAUAAUUGGAAAAAGUGUGAAGUACUUUCAGAUUGUUGCUGUGGGAGAGGACUAAUUAAACUAUGUAAUCUUAUCUAAUCCCAGAGGUGGGAGGGAAGUGAGCAGAUCUAAUUUGGGGUUAAUCCAUUCCUUAUAAGACUAGAACAGCCCAAAGGUGAUUUGAAAGGAUAGCUUGCAGUGAUUAUAUUAAUGUUUUCUACACUAGCACUCUCAUGUGACCCACCUUUCAGUCUGCCAGUAGAACCGUCAUGUAUUGCUUAUAUGAACUAGAACAAAAUUUAAAAAGGAGAAUAUUUUAAGAGUGUUCCCAUCAAUUUAAUUUUUGAAAGAGGUCUCUCCCUAAAUGGCUAUAAGUGGAGAUGCAGUUAGCAACUUGCCUGCUUUAUCAGUGGUGUAAAGCAGUUGCCGCAGAUAAGCAAAUUGAAUGAUAACUAAAAAUUGCCAAACUCUUAAAAUUAAAUCAAGCCUUCUCCCACCUCCCAUGGAAAAGUAAACAUUAAAGGCUGUAAAGUACAUACAUUGUGCCAAAAAAGUAUUUCAGAAAUAAAGAACUUUGUCUGGAAACUAUAUUGCAAUGAAGUGUUUCCUUUUCAGAUUAUUUUGAAAGAGAGAGAACAGCGGAAACAGCAGCACCUUUUGGAACUGACGGCGAUACCAAAUGAGAGUGAUGCUGUCCAGCAGGGUGCAACUUCUGAGAUGACUGAGAAUCAGACAUUUUCUGAGGACACCAAACCAGGUACCUCUUGAAUCAGGGGUGCUGCUCGUUUUCAUUUCUGUCCAGGGGGUGUCAAAGCAGGGAAAUGCUGCUUUUGCAAAUUUCUUCAGUGAGCAUUCUUUAAAAUUGGUUUUUGGGUGUGAGGAAUUCAAAUCUGCUAUUGUUUUUGUGACCGGACAACAUUUAGUUUGGUAAAUCUGUGAUUAAAAAGUGCAUAAACUGCUCUCAGAAAACCAAAGAAUUUUAUCUUAUGAAAAUGUCAGGUAAUGCUAUAAAAAAGAAUUGUUUCUCCACGUAAAACAUACCCUACUAAGCCUACAACAUUAUCUUGUAUUCAUAAAACGAUAUUAGAAAGUAAUGACAUCCUUUAAUAAUAAAUUUAAUCAACUAGUUUAAUCAAGUAUUGCUUUGAUUACUUCUUGGACAUCAGCUGCCAACUUACUUCUUGGCCUCUGAUGUAGCCGUUAACGUUUCUCAUGUGUAUAUAAUUUAGCAAAGCUACAUUAUAUUAAUUUUACCAAAACAUCUUUUGAAUUCCCAAGUCAUGUUACAACUUUUUAGCAUCCCUCAUUUUUGGAAUUUGAAAGCUGAAAAAUUCAACACCCCAUAUUGCCGGAUAGCUGUUGCGAUAGUGUUUUCUGAGAUGCAGCUGCCACAGUAAUGUAAAAUAAAGGUGAAAAUGAGCUGGUUGCAAUACAUGGUAAUUCAAACGAUGAUUUAGUGAGACUACGUGAACUCCUGGAGAGGAGAUCACACCCACUGUUCUCUUCUCCUGUCCUUUUUACUGCUGUACUGAGCCUAGGCUUGGCUUAGCAUGUUGUCUGAACCUCAGAUUCAUGGCAAAGCUUUCCUACUAACUACAAACUGUAACCAAGACCAAACCUGGGAUUGUUCUCUACCCGUUUUAUUCCUUAAACCUCCAAAAGAUUAACUGAGUAUUCUUGUUUGGGACUGGAAUUGAAUUUCCUCCUGAACAAAUGCCUUUUCAGAAGAAGUGGAAGUUUGAAAUGGAAAGGUCUGCCAAGUCACAGGCUGACACCUCUUCCUUUGUUUUGCCUUGUUCAGUUUAUUUGCUCCAACAUCCUAUGGGAGAUUUUGCCUGCCGUUGGCAGAAAUAGCUGUCGAGACAGUUCUCUGCGCAAUUGGCUUCAAUCCCUUUAUUUCAUGUAUUUCUCUACAUUGUGUAAUGAUUUGCUUGUAUGUUUUUUAAUAUGCAUUUUUAAGCCCUGUGGUCAAAACAGUGCAUGUGACCCUAUUUAUCAUUGGAGUAGCUCUCUAGUAGUAUUGAAUAAUUUGUGUAGUUAUUAGAAUUUUUUACUGCUAAAACUGACAUUCUGCCUACUUUAAACUGCAAAUCAUAAAUAUGGAAGGCAGGCCAUGCUCUUUUGUGGUCUAGCUGUUGUUUCCCCCUAAAUCUAAAAGUUGCUUAAACUGUAAAUGGAUAUCUGUAAAAACAGCCUAACUGUCCUAGGCCAGGGCCUUGUCUGUCUUUUUUGCAGUUAUCCCUUCAUAUAUGUUCAGGGCUUCUUUUUCUUUUUUUUAAGCACAUUUAUUUCAUGCCAUUUUCAUCUUGACCCUGGGCUGAAACUGAAACAAGCUCCUAAGGUUUCUAAUAGCGAUCUGAAGUUCCUCUUCAACAAAAAUAAUCCCUUUUGUAUUUGACUUUCCUUUGGAUUCAGAAAGCGCAGAUGAAGGCCCUACAGAUCCUGCAAUUGCAGCCCAAGAUAGUUCAGAUGUGUCACUGGAAUGUACAGCGUUGAGUGGAUCCACGAAUAAUUCCCCUGUCCCAACACAGCUGAAUUCCAACCUUCCCAAAAUCCACAGCCGAAGAUUUAGAGAGUAAGUAUUCUGGUGUUGGUUGUGCCAAUCCUGUCCAUGUAUUUUUGUUGUUGAGCUUAGUGGGGUGCCUCUCAGUUUGAAUGUGAUAUCCUAAUGCAGGGGUCAGCAAACUUUUCCAGCAGGGGGCCGGUCCGCUGUCCCUCAGACCUUGUGGGGGGCCGGACUAUAUUUUGGGGGAAAGAAUGAUGCAAGAGCACCAUGAGCCCUGGUGGCUGCGUACCUGUGUCCUGCGAGCAGCAGGGGCUGGCUGUGGCGGAGGGACGAUGAGUGGUGUGCAAAAGGGCUCCGGAGAGGGGCUUCUUAAAAUGGCGGCCGCUCGAGCGCUGCUGUUGCUGGCACCAACAAAGCCCAGCCUCCUUCCUCCUCUAGGCAGGGCAGGGAGAAGCCAGGAGGAGGCGCCGCCGCCGUGUGAGGGAGAGGGAAAGAACACGCACAUUGGCGUUCCAUGCGGCGAUUCCCAGACCAUCCGUGGGCCGGGUCCAGAAGGCAAUUGGGCCUAAUCUGGCCCCUGGGCCUUAGUUUGCUGACCCAUGUCCUAAUGUGUUUACAUGAAGGCUUUUGACCCUUAGUCAGACAUGGAUUUCUCGACCUUCAAAUAUCAAACUGUUGAUAUUUUAACCCCUCCCAUUGACAAAAUCUCCUGAUCUGAUGUUUUGAGAAAGGAGGGGGCGGAAACUGCUCUUCAGCUCUUCCGCUCCUGACUGCCUGCCUGACUGUGUGUGGAGAGAGUCUUAUCUAUGUAGUGACUAGAUGACUGAGUGGGAGCUGUAACAUUCAUGCAAGCCAGUAGUUCUUUAGUUUGUAGCAGCUAUUAGAAAUAAAAGGAGUUAUGCUUCACAGCUAGCUUCCGUGUUAUUUAUAGUCUGCACGAGUCUGGUGCUCACAAUGCACAGUUGUGGGUCCAGUGCACUGGGACCUGCUUUCCAGGAUUGGAAGGUCUCUGAAAGUGCUCCAGUCGCUUAGCCCCGUCAGGGCAGAACCAGUUAUUGAGCCCAGUCGCUGACAUCAGUUGAAAGGCUUACUGACACAAACAUGCUAAUUACUUCUGGAUAUAGUUUGCUAAUUUUGUGUGUGUGUGUGUCUUUGGAUAGAGUGGAUGAGAAAGAAAGGAACGUGGGGAGAAGCAGACACUUGGUUCUGAAACAAUUGGUUCUUUCUUUAGUUACUGCACCCAAGUUCUCAGCAAAGAGGUUGACAGCUGCGUAACAGAUCUCUUGAAAGAAUUGGUGCGCUUCCAAGACCGCCUUUAUCAGAAGGACCCAGUCAAGGCCAAGACGAAGCGCCGGCUUGUUAUGGGGCUCAGAGAAGUGCUGAAACACUUGAAGCUGAAAAAGUUGAAAUGUGUCAUCAUUUCCCCCAACUGUGAAAGAAUCCAGUCAAAGGGUGAGCCUUUCUAUUAAAAGUAUCACGAACUGAAGCAAAUGCAGAUCAGAUUUCCGGUGGAGGGGUGUAGCUGAAAGAACAAGCAAUGCUGGUUUUCUCUUAAGAUGUAUCUGGGCGAAUGAAGCCCUUUUGCCAGCAAUGCUAAUGAAAUUGACCUGCUUUUAAUCCUCUUAUUUGUUUUACCCCAGGUGGGUUGGAUGAGACUCUGCAUCUCAUCAUUGACUCCGCUUGUGAACAGAACAUCCCAUUUGUGUUUGCUCUCAAUCGCAAAGCUCUUGGGCGUUGCGUGAACAAAGCCGUGCCAGUCAGCGUGGUGGGGAUUUUCAGUUACGAUGGCGCUCAGGUGAGUUGCGCGAAAGCUGCCGUUGCACCGUUCUGCAUUAUGCAUUUCAGUUUCAAUGCAGUGGUACCUUGGUUCUCAAACUUAAUCCAUUCCGGAAGUCCAUUCCAAAACCAAGGUGCGCUUUCCCAUAGAAAGUAAUGCAAAACGGAUUAAUCCGUUCCAGACUUUUAAAAACAACCCCUAAAACAGCAAUUUAACAUGAAUUCCACUAUCUAACAAGACCAUUGAUCCAUAAAAUGAACAGUGUACUACAGUCAUACAAUCAAUCCGUAGCUGAACACACAGUCACAAAAAGAGCCACAAAAACACAAAAUAAAUAGCAAAAACAGACAGACCUCAGCGUAACACUCAAAACGGAAGUGUGGCACUCAAAAUGGAGCACAUUUGGCUUCCGAAAAAAGUUCGCAAACCGGAACACUUACUUCUGGGUUUGCAGUGUUUGGGUUUCGAGUUGUUUGAGUACCAAGGUGUUUGAGAACCAAGGUACCACUGUAGAAGCUUUUAAAGUCUUUGGCCGCUCAUGCUGAAAUGUUUAAAAAUAUUAACCAUCCUUGUCUGGGAGUACUGUGUCCUUAAAUCACCUUAGCCCUGUUGAGGUGUUCUAUUUACUUUCAUACUAGUGCCCUUCCCAUCACCCUCCGCACGUUUGAGCGCAGUUACCUGAACAAAUAGAGCUUAGGGGGAAUUGACAAAUAAAUCCUCAACAGCGUUCUGCUGCUGGGACCACUGAACAACAAUUUUGGGAUCUUUGAUCUUCUCCUCUUUCAACAUUAGUGUGAAAUAAAAUUGUGGAGCACGUUACCUUCUUGGGUUUGUGGAGAAAAUGCUGGAAGCUUGGCGAAGCGCUAACCCAAAAUCCGAUCUUAGUUUCUCGCUGCCUUUAUACCCCUAGGACUAUUUUCACAAAAUGGUGGAGCUGACAAUGGAAGCGAGGCUGGCCUAUAAGGAAAUGAUUGCAGCAUUGCAGAAAGAGUCAGCUGAAGAAGAGAAGGAAAGUGACUCUGCAAACUUGAAAACCCUUUGUAGAGAGCCCAGUCCCCUAGAGGCUGGUGAAGUGCCCCUUCCAGAGUCUGAUGAGGAUGUCCCAAAUUACAGUGAGUUGUGUGUGUGCGUGAUUUAAUGUGGGCAGUCUUCUCUCUGGUAUUAAUCGGCCAUCUUGACUGUUUGGAGCAGGGUUAGCAACCUUUUUCAGCCGUAGGCCGGUCCACUGUCCCUCAGACCAUGUGGGGGGCCGGACUAUAUUUGGGGGGGGCGAUGAAUAAAUUCCUGUGCCCCACAAAUAACACAGAGAUGCAUUUUAAUUAAAAUCACACAUUCUACUCAUGUAAAAACACCAGGCAGGCCCCACAAAUAACCCAGAGGUGCUUUUUCAAUAAAAGGACACAAUCUAUUCACGUAAAAACACGCCGAUUCCCGGACUGUCCGCGGGCCGGAUUGAGAAGGUGACUAGGCCGCAUCCAGCCCCCGGGCUUUAGGUUGCCUACCCCUGGUUUGGAACAUGAAUGGUCUGACGCAACUCUUUAAUUUCUGGUCUUUCUUGAUUUGUCAGAUAUGCUGGUGCUAACUUUGCUCGCUUCAGAAAAAAGGAACAAUCUCAUGUCCAUGUGUGUUGCCUUUUGUGCUGCUGAGUACAGUGACUUCGGCCACAUAAAUAUGAGUGACUGCCCCCAACCAGUCUCUUCUGGCUAUGAAAUUGCUAUAGCAAGGCCUCUUGGGGUGGGUGACCAGCACAGUGUGCAGGGAGCUCUAUGAUACCCUUACACAAAGGAGUGUGUGAGAGAGGGAAAUAGAAAAAUGGUGUUGGCCUGUCUGGGGAAAACAAACCUGACAAGCAAAACAAGUGUUGCUUUGUCCAUCUCAGUUGUUGUAUUGAAGGCUGGCAUUAUGGUAAACACUCUCAGGCCUGCCAACCUUCUUGCCCAUCCAUCAUCUUUGGGUACCAAACUUAAUCAACAUUGUAGGAUCCCCCUGCAGAAAUCUACCUCAGUUCCAAGCUACCUCCAGCUGAGAACGUGAUUUCUUUGCACCUGCUGUCAGUGAUUCUUCAGGUUUACAGACCCUUCCCUUUUUCUUCAUACGGGUCGAAAUAUUUUUAUUUUAUCGUUUUGCUGCAUUUGACCAGUCAUGGGAAAUAUUGAUGCGAUGGCAACCACCAAGUUUAUUUUGCGGAUGCCAAACAUCACUUUGUGAGAGCAUCGCACUUCCUCUACAACAGGAUAAAUCCUUCACUGAUCUUUCCGGAGUUCUGGGGCUCAGAGUGCUGAGCCACUGAGCUACCGUGUGAUUGUUUUCAGAUGGAGCCCUGCCAGUCUGACUGUUGCUUGUCUGUGUCUCGGAGGGAGAGUGAAAGCGAGCUGUUCCUUUCUCUUGUGUCCUGGAACAUAUGGGGCUGUUCAUCUCGCUUUGCUGCCCUCUACGGCUUCCAGUGUUAGCUGCAUGCUCUUUUCUAAUUUCAGCUGAUAAACUUUGCUUCAAACGAUAGAUUCGACUGGGCAUUAUAGAAGUUCAUUUGACAGAGCUCUCUAGCUUAUGCUUUCUUUCAUAGAAGAGCAUAACAAAAAGCAAUACAAAAUAGAUAACUGACAGUUGACAACAAAUUAAGCAAAGCUCUUAUCACAUGGAGCCUCUGUCCUUCCCCUUCUUUAAACAUGGCCCAGUUCCGCUGCCUAGAUUAUCUUGUUUCCUGUGUAAGGAGGCUAAUCCUUGAGUCCUUGAAUUAUCAAGUGUUUGGGGAUCUCACUGGCUGAUAAAGCAAUUCAGAGGUUUAAAAUGUGUAUGAAAGCAUUUCCAAAUGCAGUUUUCUCAAGGCUGUGGUUCAAACAAAGCAUUGCAUCCCCAUAGCUGUCCUUGCAUUUGUUAGUCUGAAAAAAAAUGUAACUCUAACCUUCAUACAUUUUUUCCCCUAGUUAAAAUCUGGAAGCGGAAGCUUGAAGAGGAGUAUAACCCAUACACACUGGAGCUGGAAAAAUAGUCAACUUCUGAAAUGUUGACCUUGGGUUUUGAAGAACCUCAGUAAAUCAAGACUACCUUAUUUGGCCUUAUUUGACUUUUUUUUUUAAUUCAGAAAAAUUAAGUGUAUGUAUAUAUAGAUAUGUAAAUAACUAAAUUAUCUAUGAUUAAUUAUCCAAACAAUAUGGCUUAUAAUGUUAAAAAAUUGUCUUAUGAUUGUACCUGGCAAAUAAUCACAAUGGAACACGCCGUUCUGGAAACGUGGUUUGUUAAACCUUAAAAAGCCACUGCUGACUUGGUUGUUUAAAGGUACCUUAGGGUUUUCUGAGAUUGUUUGCGGGCUCUUUGAUGCUGGGGAAUGCAGUGGUUUCAUUCCUUCUGCACUGAAGUUGGUGGCCUGUGCUAGUGGAAUGAUGGAAGCGGACCUAUUUAGAUUACCCUCCAGCCAUAGCAAAGUCCUUUAGACCCAAGUACGUGAUGCCGGCCUCUGCUGUGUGAAGGCAGGGAGUCCAUCUGACGGAUCUCACCAGUUACACUAUUGAACUUGGCUUUAGGCAACGUGCUGUAUCAUCAUCUAUGGGAGCAGCUUACUUUGCGACCAUGUGAAGGAGAGGGCGGAGAGAGGAAACAAUGACCAUCACCUUUGUACUUUCUCCAUCUGCUGUGUCAGUGGAUAUACCGUACUUUUCAGUGUAUAAGAUGAUGUUUUUUUACUGCAAAGAAUGUUAAAAAUGGGGGGGGGGGUUUCGUCAUCUCAUACACAGAUAGUGCAGAGGGGGGACGGGUGUUUGGUUGAUGUCGCGAGCAGGAGCUUUUAAGCUGUGAUUGGGUGUGUGAAUGGUGUCUGCUGGUGGCUCCUUUGGAUUGGUGGCUGCUGCUGUGGCAAUUGUGUGUGUGAUUUGUGGCUGUUUGCGGCGAUCUGGCAGACGCUCGGUGGGUUAUGUUGCACGUGCAAUUGGUAGCAUCUUGUCAGUCAGUUGAGUGAUUUUCGGCAUUCCCCCCCCCAAAGGCUUUAGUCCCCCAAAAUAGGGGGCAUCUUAUACAUGGGGGCAUGUUAUACACGGGAAAAUACGGUAGUGGUUGCUGUUUCGGUGUUCAGCAGCCCUGCCACUUACAUGAGUGAAGUUUCAGUUCUGGGGGUCCACAGGGAACUGCAACAUUGGGCAAAGGCAGAGACCCCUGGAACAACCCAUCAGUGAGGUGAAUGCUUGCUUGCCAGGCUCUGGGAACGUUGGAGGAGGACUCAGGGGUGCUCCCAGAGCCAGCUAAGCAAGGAAAACCUACUGGGUGUUCAGGUGGUGGUGGUGGUGGGGAUAAAUGGAGAGUGAGAAAUAGCAGGUUUUCUUCACUCUCCAUUUAUUCCCCCCCACACACACCUGCAAAAGGAAUUUGUUUGCCCAGUGUACACCUUCCUCAGCCCCUAGC
Molecule: messenger RNA, 29202 nt
Organism: Podarcis lilfordi (Lilford's wall lizard)
Lineage: Eukaryota; Metazoa; Chordata; Lepidosauria; Squamata; Lacertidae
Source: the annotation of a GenBank genome assembly